CCAAUAAUUUCCCCAUCCUCAACUCACUAUGAGUUUCUGUGAAGCAAAAGCAAAACCUAUCGCAGCACGCUCUAUCAUCUCUCUCAGUAAUGGCAACCACAUUCACGUUUUUCCGACCAACCAUGAUCCGGGCCUCCGCUGGUUCUCCGGGCAGGCCCGACCCGAGCAACAGGAAGCCCGUUUCCUCCAAUUGGUGGGCUCCGCUGUUCGGAUGGCCCGCGGAUCCGGACUACAUCGGCCCAUCGCAGAAGACGAGUUAUCAAUCGGAUCCGGAGCGGGAAGUGGGCCCGGGCCGGCCCAGAUCCAAAUUCGCAGCGGGGUGCUUCACGGAGAAGAAGGCAAAAGAGCUGCGGAAGAAGACCGUGGAAACGUCGACGUUUCACGACAUCAUGUACCACUCCGCUAUUGCGUCCAGGCUCGCGUCCGAUGUUUCUAAAGGGUACGAGAAAUAAAUGUUUGUUUUCUAAUUAAUGUUUUCUACCCUCAGACUCACUCAUCGUUGAAUUUCGUUUUAAUUUCUUUCAACUAUGAACUAAUGGCCUAUUCAUGAUUUGGGACACACUGUAAUUAACCUAUGUGCGUGAUUUGUCUCCUUAUGUUCUAUUAGUGUGGUUCUCUCUUCCUUUU
Molecule: messenger RNA, 627 nt
Organism: Glycine soja
Lineage: Eukaryota; Viridiplantae; Streptophyta; Magnoliopsida; Fabales; Fabaceae
Exons: 1
Coding region: 90-452 (120 amino acids)
Source: RefSeq, a predicted model, not a curated record